Messenger RNA from Pyrus x bretschneideri (Chinese white pear), 3126 nucleotides. Its product is annotated as CDP-diacylglycerol--serine O-phosphatidyltransferase 1. The coding region runs from base 1625 to 2899 and encodes 424 amino acids. Gene Ontology annotation, molecular function: L-serine-phosphatidylethanolamine phosphatidyltransferase activity. The transcript is spliced from 12 exons. Gene Ontology annotation, biological process: phosphatidylserine biosynthetic process. The record is from RefSeq and is a predicted model, not a curated record. NCBI's taxonomy places the organism in Eukaryota, Viridiplantae, Streptophyta, Magnoliopsida, Rosales, Rosaceae.
UUAUCUUGUAUCUGCAUAAUCUUACGUUUUUAGGCUUUUGUUCAUUCGAACUUGACGAAUUUUCAUUUAUUAUAAAAACCCAUGUUUUCUUUGUUGAAUCUGACACUUAAUCUUUGAUUAUUUCCAACAUGCAAUGAUUUGUAGCUUUUGAAACCGUAAAUUUCGAUUGCAAUGAUUUAUAGCUUUUGUUCAUUCGAACUUAACGAAUUAUAUGACUUGUUAGCUGAUAUGGGGAUUUUCGAUUUCAACAGCUCGUAUCCGAUUUACUUAUUCUGUUUAAAUCUGCUCAGAGUAUCUGUGUUUCUGCAUUUCGUUUAGUGAGUGUGUUUGCUGCUUGUUAACCACAUGAUAUCAAAGCAGUGUUUUAUAGCUUUUGAAACCGUAAAUUUCGAAAAUUGCUUGAUGGGUAUUUUUGGUUACUGUUGUCUGCAGCUAAAUUUGAUCUUGUAUAUGUAUGUGUGUGUCUGCUUGUAUACCUUAUCAGAUUUUUUUAGGUUCCGGUGGCACGGUUUGGUUAACUAUUAAGCUUAGUUAGUUCCUUUCAGUGUGCAGAAUUGUUAGUGCGUUUAUUCUAGGAUGUGUAGAACUUAUUUUGUUUACUGGGGUUACAAAACUAGGUUAAGAAUUUUGAGUAUAGAUGCUUAUUGUAGGGAUUAGGUUUGAGGAUCUUGUACCCUAAGCACACAUGGGUUAAAGAGUGGGGAAGAAUUGUUGAUGAGCUUGCUUUAGUUUGAAAUAUUAGAUAUAAACAGAUAUUCGCUUGUCCAAAUCAAAAACCCUCGGAAGUCUGAACUACGGGCAAAUUGGGUGUGUUUGAACUUUAGAUGGUGUUUGUAGGUGGAAGUGGUCUAUAUACGUGAUUAAUCGAGCGAUUGUUGUAUAGUUUAUUUCUGAAAGUUUCUGCUGUGAAUGUGUAAAUUUCUAGUGAGGAUAGGUAGAAUUUUAUGGGGGAAAUUUUGUGUGGGAGGGGAUAGUUACUUUAUAGAGGUGCUGGAUGUUUAACCUGUUGGGACUGUACCUUUAUGUAGGGAAAGGUGCAUCAAAUUGUGUCUGACUAGAUUUUCCAUAUCUUUCUCAUAUCUGUGUCCCAAACAUGUAGGACUCAGUGGUUUUGUGGGAAUCGAAUAUCUGCUUAGUAACAUUCAUAACAUUAGACGGAAUCACAUUCUUAUCUGGAAUGGAGCCUUUAUGAGACGCGACAUUUUAACUUUCGCUUUUGGCCUUUGCUUUAGAUUUUCAUCAAUCGCCACUAAUCUUUCUCUCUUGAAAUUUAUGUUACAUCAAUGGCAGUAAUCUUGUGUUAGGAGUUAGGAACCUAUUCUGGAGGAUGGGGAUUCUGUAUGACAUGUUUUUUUAAAGCUGAGUUCUCUCCAAGAAAAAAAAACAUAAUCUUUUUACAGCUGAGAUUUUGUGGAACUUAGUGAUAUUGUAAAUCUGUGAUAGCUUAUGUGUUUAAGAACCACCACAUGCAUAUUUAUUAUAAUUAUUAAUUGGGUCAUGAAUAAUGUACUUUCCUUAGCAUAUUGAAAAAAAACUAGUGUUUGUCUACUUAUCAUGCAAAUAUAAUAACCUUAAUAAUGUUACAUGUGUAGCGAACAAGUUGGCGUCUUCGUAUUCAAGGCUGAUGGAGCCUAAUGGUCACAGGAGAGUGAGGAGAAAGGAUGUUCUAGAAAAUGGUGACAUGGGUCAGUCAAAUACAGGCGAUGAACUGGAUCCAUGGACUGCAUGGGCGUACAAGCCUCGGACCAUUUCGAUGCUGCUUAUUGGCGCAUGUUUCCUUAUUUGGGUAAGUGGAGCCCUAGACCCAGAAAGCAGUGCAUCUGGAGAUGUUGUUACAUCCGUAAAAAGGGGUAUAUGGGCGAUGAUUACAGUUUUUCUUGCUUAUUGCUUGCUGCAAGCCCCGUCUACGGUUCUUAUCAGACCUCAUCCUGCAAUUUGGCGCUUGGUUCAUGGAAUGGCUGUUGUUUACCUUAUUUCUCUCACAUUUUUGCUUUUCCAGAAACGUGACAGUGCUCGGCAGUUUAUGAAGUUUCUCCAUCCAGAUCUUGGUGUUGAACUUCCAGAAAAAUCUUAUGGUGCUGAUUGUCGCAUAUAUUUGCCUGAAAAUCCUACUAACAGGUUUAAGAAUGUUUAUGAAACACUUUUUGAUGAAUUUGUUGUGGCUCAUAUAGUUGGGUGGUGGGGAAAAGCUAUAUUGAUCCGCAAUCAGCCCCUUCUGUGGGUGCUUUCCAUCGGAUUUGAGCUGAUGGAGCUUACCUUCCGCCAUAUGUUACCGAACUUCAAUGAAUGCUGGUGGGACAGUAUCAUUCUUGACAUUUUGAUCUGCAACUGGUUUGGUAUCUGGGCAGGAAUGCAUACGGUUAGGUACUUUGAUGGAAAAACAUACAAGUGGGUUGGUCUAAGCCGUCAGCCGAAUAUUAUUGGAAAAGUCAAAAGAACACUGUGGCAAUUCACACCAGCUCAGUGGGACAAGGACGAAUGGCAUCCCUUGCUUGGUCCAUGGCGUUUCAUUCAAGUCCUCACUCUUUGUAUUGUAUUCAUGACAGUAGAGCUUAAUACAUUCUUUCUUAAGUUCUGUUUAUGGAUUCCUCCCCGGAACCCCUUGAUAGUGUAUAGGUUGAUCCUGUGGUGGCUAAUUGCAAUUCCGACAAUUCGCGAGUACAAUUCAUACCUUCAAGAUCGAAAACCAGUGAAGAAGGUUGGGGCAUUUUGUUGGCUUUCCGUAGCUAUUUGCAUCAUUGAACUUCUCAUUUGCAUCAAGUUUGGACAUGGAUUAUAUCCUAAGUCAAUGCCAUUAUGGCUGGUAACGUUUUGGGCAUCUACCGGAGCGGCCCUCGUAAUAUUUUUGAUAAUUUGGUCGUGGCAACUGCAUCAAAGUUUACGGCGAAAGAGGCAAUGAAUUUACAAUUGUGUACAUCAUUCUUUGACUUGCUUCUUCGUCUCAAAAGGGUUUCGAUAUCGAUCGGCAUUGUAAAUAUUAAUCAGCUUUUUGUUAAUUCCUAUAGAUUAGCGGAUCACACUUCCUUGAGUAGAGGAUUUUAUUCAUUUCCUAGGCAGCUCGUAAAAUUACUGGUUUUGUCCCCAUUACCGGCAGAAAAUUUUCAAGGAUGAGCCUUUUUCAACCGA